This is a messenger RNA of Leguminivora glycinivorella, 3868 nucleotides long. It is a transcript of the gene Syx6, whose product is annotated as syntaxin-6. Lineage: Eukaryota; Metazoa; Arthropoda; Insecta; Lepidoptera; Tortricidae. The record is from RefSeq and is a predicted model, not a curated record. The coding region runs from base 246 to 1013 and encodes 255 amino acids. Gene Ontology annotation, cellular component: synaptic vesicle membrane; endomembrane system; SNARE complex. Gene Ontology annotation, biological process: vesicle fusion; intracellular protein transport; Golgi vesicle transport. Gene Ontology annotation, molecular function: SNAP receptor activity; SNARE binding. The transcript has 7 exons.
GUGUGAGGAGGGUGUUAGAUUGUGGGAGUUAGUGAGAGGAAUAUUUAGAGAACUGAGGGUGCGCUAAGUGUUGUCGCAUCACGUAGAGUCUCCUCCGAGCCUCCCUUUGCGUUUGCGCGCUUACCCCCUGAUCGUUGAGCAGCUCGCGCUUUUAGUUGGACACCUGAGCCAGCAAGAGACAACAAAUAUGAUAGCAUUCAUCGAGCGAGUUUAAAUAAGGCAUACCAAAAUACUUCAAUGAGUGUAUGUGUUCCGCAAACAGUGAGGUGUUCAAGGCACUAAACAAGACUCGAGGCCUGUACCUGCGUUGGCAGGAGAUCUCGAAGGCCCCUGUGCCCCCCAACAGCCCCGAGGUUGAAUGGACCUCCACAGAGCUGAGGAACGCGCUACGCAGCAUCGAGUGGGACUUGGAGGACCUUGAAGAUACAAUUAGUAUCGUCGAAAAGAAUUCGUCGAAGUUCAAGAUCGACAAUAAGGAGAUCAGCGACAGGCGGACUUUCAUUGAAGCCACUAAACAGGAGGUCAAGGUAAUGAAAGGCAAGAUGAGCCUAAACAGAAACCGCGACGCGGACGGCACGGCGCGCGAGCCGCUCCUCGGGGAAGAGAGCCCCAUGCACUUCGGCAACACGUGGACUUCCACGCCCAAGUACUCCAAGUACUCGAAGCUAGCCAGCCAGACUGACAGCCCGAACAGAUUCGACGCGUACGACAACGACAUAAUGUCGAUGCAAGAGAAGAUGCUAGUGAACCAAGACGACCAACUGCAAGUAAUCAGCAACUCGGUCGGCAACCUCAAGACCGUGUCCAAACACAUCGGCAUAGAAUUGGACGAGCAGGCUGGUAUGCUAGACGACCUUAACACCGAGCUCGAAAACGCAGACUCCAAGUUAGACUCCACUAUAAAAAAGGUCGCGAAGGUGCUUCACAUGAAUAAUGAUCGACGUCAAUGGCUGGCAAUCGGCAUACUCCUCGGUCUAUUAGUCAUAAUACUAAUAUUGUUUGUCAUAAUCUGAGUUCCCUGCGGCGCGAGUUGCCUCGCUAACCACUCUGAGACGCUCUGACUUAGCCAAUUCACCUACAGGCGCCCUCUGUACUUAGCAUAUAAUAACCUCGUGAGACCCAGGCUCAUUUAUCCGAUUUUGAAUUAGGAAUUUUCUUUACUUCUAGAAUAAUUCAUAAAUCGAAUGUAAAUUGCACUUUCUUGGGACUUGCGAGGAUAAAGUAAUCCCAAUUCUGAACGCAAUGCUUCUGUUGCAUGUAUCUUGUGAAUACCGUAGCCUGAUGUUCAGAGUAGUCAUUGUUGUAUCUAAAUUUACAAUGCACCGUUUACAUUUAUAGUUUACGUUUCUAUACUCUGUACUUAUAGAUACUUAAAAAACGUAAACAAAUAAUUUGUACAUUUUCGAGUAUUUACAAAACAACAUUUUGUCGGUUAACUAACCAAAUACAAAACCAUGUGGAUCUGUCACUAAGCGACCUGUCUUUAACCUUCUUAUUUGGUCGUGUAAUGUUUUUAUUACCCACAAGCAGCUUAACACGUUCACGUCAUUUGUGACCCACCAAUGAUUGGUCCACUCAACAUUAUUUAAAGUGGUACAGUCAGUAUAAAAAGUAGUGAAACAACACAUUAAAUGUAUCUGACUUUACAGUCUUAAGUGGUCUACAUAUACUAAGACGUUGAGAGCUGCACCGAUAGCAUGGUCGCACGAUAAACGAUAAAACAUCUCAUCUGGCAGGCAAGCAUGGUCGCGCGAUAAAUGAUAUAAUAUCAGGUCGUCCUUUUCGCACUAUUUUAAGUGCGAUAGGGACGGCCUGAUGUUUUAUCGGAAAUGUUGCCUGUUAUGGAAAGACUAUGACACGUUUUUAUCCACUGCUUUCGGUGCAUACUGUAAUCAGUAAUGGCUAAUAAUUGGUUAGCUUUUGUUGCGCACUAUAAGCACUUGAUUUUUUAUAUUUUUAGGUAAAGUUAAAAAAGGCCAAAUGUUGCGUAACUGUAACAUUUUUCGAUAUUUAUUAUUGUUUCUGUCCUCCGACUGGAUAGUGGAUAUCGUAAAAUUUCAGUACUUAACACUUCGCUGGGUUGGGCUAUCAACUAGCUACAGAUGUAGUGCGAAAAGAUUUGCCUUCGUAUUGUUACGGAAACGUACGAACGUGUCAUGCUAUUUCAGUCAAUGUCAGUACAUCUUGUACUGGGACUGACUGAAACAGCAUGACAUGACACGUUUCCGUAAAAUACGAAGGAAACCCUUUUCUCACUACAUCUCUGUACCAGCUUCGUUUGGCUCAUUCGAGCCACAAACUUUAGCUUCUGAUUAAUAUCAAUAUCAAAAUGGUCAUAGUUGGCUUUCUAGUAGCUCUUUGAUUUGAAUGUGUUAUUCGUUUUCAUGUUUGCUGUAUACUUUGUAAACUAAAGUUCCACGUAUAAGCUGUGACGGAGUCUUGUAAAUUUAUGUAUAAACGUAAACAGUAAUAGUAUUUUUGUAACAUUCCCUAAUAUUGUGACCUCUGUAGUUAUAGUUAGCGCACAUGUAUAAAUGCGUUCUAAAUAUCACUAACAUUCUGUGAGUUAUUAGCUGUCAAAUAGUGUACUGAAUGAUGACUUAGGUAUAUCUAUUUAUGAACAUAGGUACACAUGAGCAAUGUGUUAGUACCAUAUCGCUAUAACUUAUUGAGCGAAAUCCAUAGGUCUCUUAUACAAUAAGGUAAAGUGAAAAGGUACUGAAAACGAAAAUGAAUUAUGCGUAGUUUUGUAUGGAUCGAAAAAGGGAAAGUUAAUAUUAAGAGUUCAAAUAGUCGAAGCAUACAUAGUUUUACGAUGAUGACUCAAACUAAUUUUAACGUGACUGUAUUAUACCUAUCUUGUUUCUAUAGUAAUCUUCCUACUGACGUAAAAAUGUGGUGCGAAAAGGGUUUCCUUCGUAUUUUUCCGGAUACGUUCGUAUUUGUCAUGCUAGUUCAGUCAAUGUCAGUACAUCUUGUACUGAGACUGACGGAAAUAUCAUGACACGUUCGUUCGUUUCGUUUGUAGACGUAUUUAAGUCUAGCAAGAUAUAAUAGCAGUGAUAUUACUACAAUAGAUAAAGGUUGUUUUUUAAGUAGCUUUUCAUCUUAUGAUAGAAUGCUCACUGUCUAUUCAUCUAACUUAUAAAUCAAAUGGCGACUUAUCUAACUAUCUUUUGUGUUCCCAAAUGUUUUCUUUUAAUAUUGAUUAUGAUAAUUAUUACAUAACAUACGUUACUUUAAGAUAUCUAAGUACCUAUAACCGCCAAAGUCAGAUUAAUAGAGAUUAAUGAUUAUCAUAAAAGCUCCAUUUAGUUGACUAUGAAACAACAUAAAUGAACUUAUAACACUUUCCUAUUCGCACUUAUGUAAAAAAGGUAAUGUGUUAUUAUGUUUAAGUUAUUAAUAAUAGAAAAUACCUGCAACAUGCAAGUUGUGGAAAGUUUCUAAAAUAAAAAAAAAACAUUGAAACGAAAUAAAUUCUGAAAAAAACUAGUUUUGUUCCUUGCAAGCUCAGGCGGAGUAAGAUGGUAUCCGUGACCACUGUAUAAAAAAUUCUCCCAAGUGUGAUGUUCCAGCGUUUGGAUUACCCUCAUAACCUUACAUUAAGGAUUAUUCUAAAACUUACCAUUUGGAAAUUAACAAUUUUGGAAACUUUCUGACAUGCAAUGAUACUUAUUUCAAAGUGAAACUUAAAAUAUUAUUUACGAUUUGAAUCAUAAAAGUAUAAUUACCAAAUUCACGGAAACGCACGAACUUAUCACGCUAUUUCAGUCAGUCUCUGUCAAAGAGGAUCGAGUAUUAUAGAGAGUUACUGUCGAAGUAAAAUGUGUAAUCACAUUGCCUAGACUGCCAUCUCUUGACACAA